Messenger RNA from Linum trigynum, 1011 nucleotides. The record is from the annotation of a GenBank genome assembly. NCBI's taxonomy places the organism in Eukaryota, Viridiplantae, Streptophyta, Magnoliopsida, Malpighiales, Linaceae.
CAUCUGGAUUUUCUCUUUUAUCACAGGAUGUACAACUUUAUGAAAACUCUGACCUUGCCUUUUUAGAGAAUCUCGUUUAUGUGUCGUGGGACUUGUAGCUCUCGGCAGUCCACUAGGUGUGUUUGCUUAUCCUUUCUGUUUUGAGCGUCUUCUUGGAUAAUUAUAGCGGCCCAUAGGCUCACCUGUAGUUCCAUAGGCAUUGCCAAUUUUCCAGGAAAAAAUCCCAAAGUGCACAUGUUCUUAAAAAAAGUUCCCAAAAUACAUAAGUUAUAAAAAAAUUUCCCAAAAUACACAUGUUUGGCAUUCACCGUUUUUGACAAACGCAGUGAAUAUAUUCACCGUGUUUGACAAAAGCGGUGAAUAAUUCACCGUUUAAAAAAAACGGUGACGUAUUCGCCGUUUUCAUCUAAAACGGUGAAGUACCAGCGAGGCAAUCACCGUCUUAGACUGAAACGGUGAAUCAAUCACCGUUUUAAUCAAAAGGGGUGAUAAUUAAACCGCUCUGAUUGGCCACGAUGAAGCGAAGCGGAUCGCCGACGUGGACAAACGCGGUGUAUUCACCGCGUGAGACAAACACGGUGAAUACCUCGUGUUUGUUUGCGUCAGCGAUCCGCGUCGCUGCCGCGUUCACCGUCGCCGUUGAAUGCGGUGAGGCGCAGAUCGUGGUUUUCUUCCCAGAUCCGACGCCUCACGCUAAGCCACGUCACUCGAUCCGCGCGUCAUUCACCGUCUUCGUUUAACGUGGUGACUUCACCGUUGUAAACUAACGCGGUGAAUGCCCCACUUUUUCCUUCCGCAGAUCCCUUCCCCCACCUAUAAAUAGACCCUUCCCCCACCACUUACAACUCACACCACAACCAUUUCACUUCUUUCUCCCUCAAUUUAUCCGCUCUAGUCUCGUUCUAAGUAUGCUCCGUGGUUGCGGAUAAAUCCGAUCUUCCACAUCAGAAAGAAUUACUAACGUAACAUAAAUUCAACUAACUAACAACAACAUAAAUUCAAAGAUUAAGU